Mesorhabditis belari is the source of this 366-nucleotide messenger RNA. The record is from the annotation of a GenBank genome assembly. NCBI's taxonomy places the organism in Eukaryota, Metazoa, Nematoda, Chromadorea, Rhabditida, Rhabditidae.
AUGAAUUUGCUCUUUUGCUUGGUACUUGUUGGAUCAACGGUAGCCUUGCAAUGUUAUCAGGGCAACAACGUAAACCUUGCCUAUGUUUUCGCGUCGACGGAUUGCGGUGGAAGUCAGUACAUGACCUGCAUGAAAAACAUUGACUACGUGGCUGGCACACAAACAAAAUCGUGUUCCCCAAUGAAUUGCACGCUAAACGGCCAACAAAACGCACCAGCGAACUGCAACAAUAUCUCUCAAUCGAUCGAUCAAAAUCAGAUCUCUUGUUGUUGUUAUGGAGAUUCUUGCAAUGGAAUCUCGCAUCGUUUCGGAAUCGAAAACUUUCUUCUGAUUUUGGCUGUGUUCUUUGUUUCUUUGGCUGUGUUU